GGCCGGGCAAGAUCAGCUCGACUAUGUGCCUCCUGAUAUUUGUUUUAAGUGUCAUCUUCAACAAACAGGAGGAAUAGUUGUGUGCAUAGUUUGCGAAAACGUCUGGCACAAGAGUGAUUAUAUCCUGAAUACUUUCAUCACAUAAUGACAACUGGAAAAAUUUUUGUUGAGUGGCAACGUUGCUCUGCAUAUGAAGAAUUGAACAUGAAUAGGUGCUAUAAAUGUUGUGGAUAUGGCCAUAGUGCCAAAAAAUGCAAUAAUAAAUACAGAUGUUUGUACUGCGCUGGAGAACAUGAUAGCAAAACUUGUCAUAAUGAACAGCAGCGAAUAUGCUGUAAUUGCUCAGAUGCUAAAAAUUAUCACAGAGUGAACAGAACUGUUAACCAUGUAGCAAGUGACAAUAAAAACUGCGAAACAUAUAAAUCAAGACUGAAGUAUCUAAGAUCGAAAAUUGACUAUAAUAAUGGCUGAUAGUGUUGAAGAGGACCUUGCAAAUGGUGAAGAUUUAUUUGUUGAAGAACUUGAAAUUACUGAUGUUCAAUCUGUUAAUAAAGAAUUAACAAAUAAAAAAUGCAUUAUUGUUAGUGUAAAUAUAAGAAGUCUGAAUGCUAAUAUUGAUAAACUUAAUGUAUUUAUUAACAGUUUGGACAAUAAGCCAUCAGUGAUUAUUUGCACUGAAUCAUGGAAUCUGCAUGGCUUAGCCAUUUGUAACUUAAAUGGGUAUGAUAGUUAUUUUAAUGAAAGCAAAAUUAAUAAAGCAGAUGGUGUUGUAUUUUUUGUUAAAAAAGGCCUAAAUAAUGAAAUAACGCAUGAAACUGUAGAAAAUUUAAAAGUAAUUAGCUGCUUAUUUACUUGUGGUAGCGAAAAGAUAAAAAUCUCUGGUGUAUAUAGGUGUCACGAUUACAAAAAAGAAAUUUUCAUUAAAAAUGUAUUAAGUUAUUUGAUAUUGAAUAAAAGAUUCAGAAAUCACUAUAUUUUUGGUGAUUUCAAUAUUGACAUGAUAAAUACAGAUGAAGAUGCUCAAAAUUUUCUGUAUAACUUCUUAGAAUAUCAUUAUACAUCAUUUUUUCAAAAAAUAACCAGACCUAAUGAUAAUAAUGUAAAUGGUGGAACCUGUAUAGAUAACUGUUUUGCCAAAACUACUCUCACCUGCAAAUCUUAUAAAAUUAAUCAAGUAGUCUGUGAUCACUUCCCGCUCUUUAUAACAAUUGAUAAAAAUAUUGAUAAUAUACCUCAUGUAACACAAGACAAAUUUUUAAAUUACAAAAAACUGAAUAAAUUAGCACAAAUACAACUAUGGCAUAAGCUUUUAUCUAUACAGGAUCCCGAUAUGGCUACGAAUGUAUUGAUUGAUAUGAUUAAGACAAUUACUGUAAAGGCACAAACUAAAAAGAACAGGUUUAAAGACAAAAAUAUUGCAAGAAAAAAUUGGAUUACGCAGGGUAUAGUAAUUUCAUGUAAUACAAAAGAAAUUUUAUAUAAUAUGUGGAAAGCUAAUCCAGAGAAUACAAUACUAAGGCAAAAUUUUAAAAAUAUGUGAAAUUGCUUACUAAAGUAAUUAAAUAUGCAAAAUACAAUUUUGAGCAAAAAAAGAUAAAUAAUUGUGGCAGAAAUACCAAAAAAUUAUGGAAGUACAUAAAUAAUAAGUUGAAUAGAAACAAAAAUUGCAAAAUGAUAAAGAUAGAUAAAUUAAGAAACCAGGACACGAUUGUAACCAAACCAAAUGAAAUUGCGGAUUCUCUCAAUGAUUUCUUUGGUAAUGUUGGAUUAAAACUCGCUAGCCAAAUAAAUAAACCAAAGAGUGAAAAAGUAUAUUUGCCAAGUUUUAAUCAACAUACUUUAUUUUUAGAACCAACUUGUCAGAUGGAAUUACUGAGAAUAAUUAAGCAAAUAAAAAAUAAAGCUGGUGGAAUUGAUGCUAUUAAUGUGAUGGUAUUGAAAAAUAUCGCUAUUUCAAUCUAUGCAUCUCGAAAUCUGUUUGGCCAAAAGCUCUAAAAAUUGCUGAGAUAGUACCAAUUUUCAAGUCUGGUGACAGAACACUUCCAACAAAUUACAGACCAAUUUCUUUGAUAUCAAACAUAGCAAAAUUAUUUGAAAAAAUAAUAGAUAUUAGGCUAUAUAAAUUUCUAACAAAAUAUAAUUUGAUAUCUAAUAAACAGUUUGGAUUUAGAAGGAAUGUUGGUGCUAAGGAUGCAAUUUUUACUGUAACUAGUAACAUAACAAAUGGUUUGAAUGAUAAUAAAAAAGUCUUAGGAACAUUUUUAGAUCUGGCUAAGGCUUUUGACACAGUCAAUCAUGGAAUAUUAUUAGCAAAAUUAGAGAGAUAUGGUGUUAGAGAGGUAAUACCAAUGAAUUAUUUAAGAGUUACUUAACGAAUAGGUUUCAAAAAGUGAA
Molecule: messenger RNA, 2394 nt
Organism: Cephus cinctus (wheat stem sawfly)
Lineage: Eukaryota; Metazoa; Arthropoda; Insecta; Hymenoptera; Cephidae
Exons: 2
Coding region: 464-1540 (358 amino acids)
Source: RefSeq, a predicted model, not a curated record